Parasteatoda tepidariorum (common house spider) is the source of this 1300-nucleotide messenger RNA. The record is from RefSeq and is a predicted model, not a curated record. NCBI's taxonomy places the organism in Eukaryota, Metazoa, Arthropoda, Arachnida, Araneae, Theridiidae.
AGAACAUCGAACCAAAGUAGUACUAUCAAGGAAUGAUAAUGGUACUUUGACAUACAAGCAAAUUCGUCAUUGGUACUUCGAGGCUGAUAAAUCGAAUGGUACGCUAGAUGACGUCAUUACUUCUCUGAAUGUUCCUAUGGUGGCAGCUGCAGCAAAGGCGAAGAAAAUGAACCUAGUAAGUUUUUACUUGGGCUUAAAUGCUUUAUUCGCAAUGCUACAUCCUAGAUGGUUUAUUCAAAAACCAGUGAGAGAGCUGCUUUUUGAUGGAUACUCGGAUAUUCUUGUAACACUUGGCCAUAAAUUCAUGCAUAUUCCUUAUGACAAGUUUGGCUGGUUUUAUCAACGAAAUGGAUCAGAUGAUGGAAUAAUAAACAUCCAUACUGGGGAAAAUGAUAUAAAUAAUAUAGACGAAAUAUUCACGUGGAAAGACCAAAAUGAGACAGCGUCAUAUGCAUCUCCAUGCAACAAGAUUACAGGGUCUGCUGGAGAUAUGUGGCCCCCUUUUAUAUCUAGAGAAUCAAAGAUUACCAUGUUUGUUCCAGAUAUAUGCAGAUCCAUAUCCUUCACAUACUUAGAAGACGUAGACAUAAGGGAUAUAACAGCGUACAAGUUCUAUACAGAUAGAACACAAUUAGACAAUGGAAAAUAUGAUAAGAAUAACAAGUGUUUUUGCUAUGAAGAUCAGUGUCUUCCAGCUGGUGCUGUUAACGUCAGCGUCUGCAAGUUUGAUGCACCGGCUGUUGUGUCAUUCCCGCAUUUCUUGUUUGGGGAAUCUAUCUACACCGAUGGUGUAGAAGGGCUGGACCCAGAUCCCGAAAAACAUCUUAUGUACUUAGAUCUUGUACCAGAAUUAGGUGUGCCAUUAAACGUUGCUGCCAGAAUGCAAAUCAACAUAAUAUUUGAACGUGUUCCUGAAAUUUACCAAUUUCGGAACAUCUCAAAGACAAUAUAUUUCCCUAUGUUUUGGUUUAGUACGAAUGCAGUAACUGACGAAGAUGUUGCAUCCCAAUUUAGAGUAAUUACGAACACUUUACCAACUGUUGCCUUAGCAGUUAGCAUCGUUUUCAUUUCAAUUGGAGUAAUUCUUUGUGCCAUCGCCUUAUAUCUAGCCCGUCCUUGGAAUUUAUUAAAAAAGGAACAACCUACUUACGCAACAGUAAAUGAUGAGUAAAGGCCAAAAAGUCAUUCCAAAGAUCAUCACUGUGAAAUAUUAUAUCAUCAUUUUUAUAAAUCAUCAGAUUUUGAUUAUUUUUGUUUGUUACUUUUUAAUGCCAAAAAAUAAAUGUUAUAUUUUUACUUA